AUGGCGGAAGAAAGCCCGGAGCUCCAGUCCAGGUUGAAGGACCUGGACCAAGAAUUGGAGGAUGGCGAAAUCACUCAAAAAGGGUAUCAGAAGCGACGUACCAUCCUCCUGUCGCAAUACCUCGGCCCAAACAAGCCCCUCGAUAUCAACAUCCAUGCGCAUACGGGCCAGGAAGAGCAAUCAGAUGGCUCACAGAUAGCUCCUCCUACCAUAUUGAGUGUUCGCCCGCCGACCGCUGAAUCGUCCCAGCCCACUAUCGCUUCACCAACCUAUGCAGGCGGCUAUGAGCCCUCUACGGGCAGCGGAGGAAUCGGAUACAAUCGGGACAGGCAAAGUGCGCAGCUUGGAGCGCCCGGAGGAUCCGAUAGAGAUAGUAGCGGCAUGUUACAAGCUCACGAUCGAAUGCCAUCAUCGGGAUCAUAUGAUUCCCUCUUUCUUCCCAGGCCGGGGGCUCCAGGAGGCCCAGGCCCAGAUGGUUCUAGAACCGCGACUUUGAUGAGCCAGAAUUACGCUUUCAACCCCGAAGCCCAGCAAGGUUAUGCGCAGCCAGAAUACUCUCAGCAGCCUGAAUACGUGGACGAUGGAAUGGGGGGUUACGAUGCUGGCUACGAUCCAGCUUCGGGCGGGGUCACGCGACACUCGACUAUGCUUGAUUCCCAGCAGGGAUACUUCUCAGAUUUUGCCGGUCAGCAGCAUGGCGACUAUAGAGAGAGCUAUGGUGGUGGAUUCCACCGUUAUUCUCAAUCCGGAGAAGCUUUCUCGCCAACAGCCAACAUGGCCCCGCCGUUUAUCCCCGCUUCGGAUCUCCAGCAUGGGCCGGCUAUUGAGCAUUUGGUGCCUCUCGAACCGCGUGACAUUCCCUUUGCGGUUACUGACCCCCACGACAAAAAUAUACCAAUGUCCAAUUUCGAAAAUAUCCCAGCAGUGCUGCGACACCGCGCGCGAGUCCAUCCGAAGCAGCCGGCAUACUGGGUGUUGGACCAGAAAGGAAAGGAAAUUGCAUCCAUAACAUGGGAUAAGCUGGCUAGCCGCGCAGAGAAGGUUGCUCAGGUCAUCCGUGACAAGAGUAACUUGUACCGCGGUGACCGAGUCGCCCUGAUCUAUCGCGACACCGAGGUUAUCGAGUUUGCCGUCGCUCUCAUGGGUUGUUUUAUUGCCGGAGUUGUUGCGGUUCCUAUCAACAGUCUGGAUGAUUACCAGUCUCUUAAUUUGGUGCUCACCUCCACCCAGGCGCAUUUGGCUUUGACCACGGAGAACAACCUGAAGGGCUUUCAACGUGACAUUACUGCACAGAAGCUGAACUGGCCGCGAGGAGUUGAGUGGUGGAAGACCAACGAGUUUGGCAGCUUCCACCCUAAAAAGAAGGACGACACACCUCCGCUUGUUGUCCCAGAUCUGGCCUAUAUCGAGUUUGCUCGCGCUCCCACUGGGGACAUGCGUGGUGUGGUCAUGAGCCACCGAACCAUCAUGCACCAAAUGGCUUGUCUGAGCGCGAUGGUCUCCACAGUCCCCACUGAUGCGAGUGCCAGACAAUACGCGUCCAAGGGAGAAACAAUAAUCAGUUAUCUUGACCCGAGGCAAGGAAUUGGUAUGAUAUUAGGCGUUCUCUUGACGGUAUACGGCGGUCACACAACCGUUUACCACGAGGACCGAGCUGUUGAGACCCCCGGUUUAUAUGCCCACAUAAUCACCAAAUACCGGGCGACAAUUAUGGCUGCCGAUUACUCUGGCUUGAAGAUCGCUGCGUAUAACUACCAGCAAGAUCCGAUGUCGACUCGGCACUAUAAAAAGAAUUCAGAGCCUAAUUUCAGCAGCGUCAAACUCUGCCUUAUCGACACACUCACCCUCGAUCCUGAAUUCCAUGAAAUUCUUUCCGACAGAUGGCUGCGCCCAAUGAGAAAUCCUCGGGCUAGAGAAAUUGUGUCUCCAAUGCUUUGCUUGCCCGAGCACGGUGGUAUGGUUAUCAGUGUACGUGACUGGAUUGGUGGUGAAGAGCGGAUGGGAUGCUCCUUGAUGCAUGAAAUGGACCCAGCCAUCCGCGAUGGGGUCAAGAAAGACGACGCGAAAUUCGAAAAGUCCGAGACCAACACUGGCUUUGGUAGCAGUCUUCUCGGUGGUGGUUCUCGUAUCUCCACACCCAAGGAAACUGCCAGAAAUGAGCUGAGCGAGGUGCUUCUCGACAAAGAGGCUCUCAAGAGCAAUGAGGUUGUCGUCUUGGCCAUGGGUGAAGAUGCCCGCAAGUACGCUAGUAGCAUGCCUCAUGCUGUCCGUAUCGGUGCUUUCGGUUACCCAAUCCCCGAUGCGACAUUGGCCGUCGUUGACCCAGAGACUAACCUCUUGUGCACACCAAAUGUCGUCGGUGAAAUUUGGGUGGAUUCGCCAUCAUUGUCUGGAGGCUUCUGGGCGUUGCCAAAACACACUGAAGCGAUCUUCCAUGCUCGGCCUUACAAAUUCGAAGACGCGAACCCCACGCCAAUUCUUGUCGAGCCCGAAUUCCUACGCACUGGUCUUCUAGGCUGCGUGAUCGAGGGACGGGUGUUCAUUCUGGGUCUCUACGAAGACCGACUGCGCCAGAAGGUUGAGUGGGUUGAGCACGGCCAAGAAAUUGUCGAACAUCGAUACUUUUUUGUCCAGCACUUAGUUGUCAGCCUGUUGAAGAAGGUGCCCAAGAUCCACGAUUGCACAGCAUUCGAUGUGUUUGUGAACGAUGAGCAUCUGCCAGUCAUUGUGUUGGAGUCAUUUGCUGCCUCAACCGCACCGACAACAUCUGGCGGGCCUCCGAGACAACUAGACUCCGUUCUCCUUGAUUCGCUUGCCGAGCGCUGUAUGGAGGUUCUGUACCAAGAGCACCACCUGCGCGUCUACUGUGUGCUCCUCACAGCCCCGAAUUCUCUUCCCCGCGUGACCAAGAAUGGAAGACGGGAAAUCGGCAAUAUGCUCUGCCGCAAGGACUUCGAGGCCGGCAUGCUGCAGGCUGUGCAUGUCAAGUUCGGAGUCGAGCGUUCGGUGAUGAAUCUGCCUGUCGGCGUGGACCCCGAAGGAGGUAUCUGGUCACCAAUUGCAUUGGCCUCAAGACAGGAAACUCUCUCCUACCAAGAAAAGCAAUACUCAGGUGUUGACUAUCGCGAUGUUGUCAUGGACGACCGCACCUCUACACCCCUCAACAGUUUCAAGUCUAUUGUCGAUCUUCUCCAGUGGCGUAUCUCUCGCCAAGCGGAUGAGCUGGCCUAUUGCUCUAUCGACGGCCGCGGUAAAGAAGGCAAGGGCAUUACCUGGAAGAAGUUUGAUCAGAAGGUUUCCGCGGUUGCAACCUAUCUGAAAAACAAGGUCAAGGUCCGACCUGGGGAUCAUCUUGUCUUGAUGUACACCCAUUCAGAAGAGUACGUGUACGCCAUUCAUGCUUGCCUCUGUCUGGGUGUUGUUGUCAUUCCAAUGGCUCCGAUUGAUCAAAAUCGUCUGUCGGAAGAUGCGCCUGCUUUUCUGCAUAUUAUCAGCGAUUUUAAUGUCAAGGCUAUCAUUGUGAACACCGAGGUUGACCAUGUCAUGCGGCAAAAGCUUGUCUCCCAACACAUCAAGCAAUCAGCGCAGGUCCUUCGCAUCGGUGUGCCGGCCAUUUACAACACGACGAAGCCGUCGAAGCAGUCUCACGGCUGCCGCGAGCUCGGAUACACUAUGAAGGACACCUGGCUUCAGGCCAACCAGCCAGCUUUGAUUUGGACCUACUGGACGCCGGACCAGCGCCGUAUUUCUGUUCAGAUCGGCCAUGACACCAUCAUGGGUAUGUGCAAGGUGCAAAAAGAGACAUGUCAAAUGACAAGCAUGAGACCUGUUUUGGGUAGUGUACGCAGUACUCUGGGUCUUGGAUUCCUUCACACCUGCUUGAUGGGUAUCUAUGUCGGCGCUCCUACCUACCUCGUUUCGCCUGUCGACUUCGCUCAAAACCCGAUGACACUCUUCGUGACGCUCUCUCGCUACAAGAUCAAGGACACUUACGCCACGAGUCAGAUGUUGGAUUAUGCCAUCAGCUCCAUGGCAGGCAAGGGCUUCCAGUUGCAAGAAAUGAAGAAUCUGAUGAUUUCCGCGGAGGGCCGACCCAGGACCGACAUUUACCAGAAGGUGCGCGUGCACUUUGCUUCCACUAGCCUGGACCGUACUGCGAUCAAUGUCGUGUACUCGCACGUUCUCAACCCAAUGAUUGUGACAAGAUCUUACAUGUGCAUUGAGCCGAUUGAGCUGUAUCUCGACCUCCGCAGUCUUCGUCGUGGUCUGAUCUACCCCGUGGAUCCUGAUGCCGACCCAACUGCUCUCUUGCUCCAGGACUCUGGAAUGGUGCCAGUCAACACCCAGAUUGCCAUUGUCAACCCGGAGACCUGCACUCUUGCCCACGUCGGAGAGUACGGUGAGAUCUGGGUCCAAUCCGAUGCCUGUGCCCAGGGCUUCUACAGAUCUAAGCAGGAGUUCGAUUCUGAGAGAAUGAACGGCCGAGUUCUUGACGGAGACCCCGGUGUGCCUUACGUCCGCACUGGAGAUCUCGGCUUCCUCCACACAGUCACCCGUCCCAUCGGACCUGGAGGCCAGCCAGUGGAAAUGCAGGUACUGUUCGUCCUUGGAAACAUUGGUGAGACCUUUGAGGUCAACGGCUUGAACCACUUCCCCAUGGAUAUCGAAAACUCUGUCGAGAGAUGCCACCGUAAUAUCAUGAAUGGAGGAUGUGCUAUAUUCCAAGCUGGUGGUCUGAUAGUGGUCGUGGUUGAAGUUACUCGCAAGUCGUUCCUCGCAUCUCUUGUCCCGGUCAUUGUUGAUGCAAUCCUGAACGAGCACCAAGUGGUUGCGGACAUCGUUGCUUUUGUCUCCACGGGUGACUUCCCUCGCUCGCGUCUCGGUGAGAAGCAGCGUGGAAAGGUCCUGGCAUCCUGGGUGACCCGUAAGUUGCGUACGAUCGCGCAGUUCAGCAUCCGAGAUAUGGAAGACAAUCCGUUCGCCGACAUGAUGCAGAAUCGUGCCAGCCGAAGCUCUAAGCCCGGAAGUACGAUGGGCAACAGCAUGAGGCGGUCGACCAUGAACCCCGAUACUGAGGUUCCUGCGCUGCCACAAUCACCUGCCCUCGUGGUUCCGGACCAUGAACUCGAGGCAAAUACGGAGGGGUAUCAGGAUUACCAGGAUCAUCAGGAUCAUAUAUCCGCUCGACCUAGACUGCCGGAGCUUGACACUCGGACAGACAGCCAUGUGUCUGCAGCUCAAGUUUCUUCGGCGACUUCUACAGUGCCCUUCAUUCAGGAACCGCUGUCAGCCACUAUCCACUCGGCAGAUGAUGAUCACCACUUCGACCCAGUAGAUCACCAUGCUCCUCCCCCACCAGCCACUGGCGAGCCAGGACCGCCUCGUGAUUUCCGAUUCAGCUUUGAUAUUAUCACCACUCCCGUCGAGUCCUCAUUCCCUACCGAGCAACUCUCGACAGGACGGGAACCGCGUCCUAGUCAGCAACCCGGAACGUACGGCUAUGGUUCAGGCCCGGCGCAUGAUGAAUAUCGACCGGGCACUCAAGACAGCGCAUUAAGCGAUGAUUGGGCCCAGGAAGCCCUGAUGUACCAGUCCGCACUGGGAGACGAGGGCGGCCAAGACGCUCACCGGAACCCGGCACAGAAACGUUAUGACGCUGAUGGCUACGGUCUUUAA
This is a messenger RNA of Penicillium atrosanguineum, 5676 nucleotides long. RefSeq names its product putative AMP binding domain protein. The transcript has 4 exons. The record is from RefSeq and is a predicted model, not a curated record. The coding region runs from base 1 to 5676 and encodes 1891 amino acids. Gene Ontology annotation, cellular component: cytosol. Lineage: Eukaryota; Fungi; Ascomycota; Eurotiomycetes; Eurotiales; Aspergillaceae.